AUGCCUGUUGCUGUGCGUUUAGUUGAGGUCUUGACGUUAGUUACGCUAUUGGGCAUAUUGACGGGAUUUUCGAUUUUUAUUGUUGUGGCACAAAGGCUUAUAUUUUUGUUGUUACUCCUAAUAACGCCAUUAACCUAUGUUAUCCAUAGUAUGUUGUGUUUAUCGGAGAAGAUUCUUGUGGUAACCCUAACUGGGCUAUUAAGUGUAACAAAUAAUGUUGGAGACAAUAUGGACUAG
Molecule: messenger RNA, 237 nt
Organism: Musca vetustissima
Lineage: Eukaryota; Metazoa; Arthropoda; Insecta; Diptera; Muscidae
Exons: 2
Coding region: 1-237 (78 amino acids)
Source: RefSeq, a predicted model, not a curated record